Molecule: messenger RNA, 1185 nt
Organism: Rotaria sordida
Lineage: Eukaryota; Metazoa; Rotifera; Eurotatoria; Philodinida; Philodinidae
Source: the annotation of a GenBank genome assembly
AUGCCUUUUCAGACAACUUUCUAUCAACGAACCUUUCAUCGUGAUUUAUUCUUAUCACCAAUUAGUUAUCAAUCAAUAAAUGUUCUAAUGCGACGAAAUUGUAGUGAUCGUAUAUGCAUUCUUUUGAGUGUUUUACUAUUGUUCUAUUGUGGAUGGUAUAUUUUUACUUCAUCAAAUCGUAUUUUUGGAUAUCAAUAUGAUCCAGCUGAAGAAUUAGCUUAUAAAAAUGCUAUUCAUGCAUCAUCACCUAUAAUAGACAAUGAACAUAUAUGUUUAUCAGACGAAAUCGAUCUUAUAUAUCUAAUUAUUUCUUCAAGUUCACAUUUUCUUGAACGACAAACAAUACGUGAAACAUGGGGAUCAAUGUCUAAUAUUUUUGGUGUACAUUCACAACGUAUUUUUAUUAUUGGUUAUCGAUUGGGUGGUAAUUUUUAUAAAGAUUUAUCAAAUGAAGCUACACAUGAACAAGAUUUACUUUAUUUAACUAUUGAUGAUAAUUCAGUUACACUUAAAGAAUUACAUGCUUAUCGUUGGUUAGAACAAUAUUGUUCUAAUGUAAAAUAUAUAUUUAAAACAGAAGAUGAUCUUUUUAUAAAUUCUCUUCUUAUACAUGAACUUAUACGAGAACUUAAAACUGAUUCAAAUAAUAUUGAAAAUCGAUAUUUAUAUAAUAUAUCAUUAAAUUCACUUUUUCUUGCUCAAACAUCUUCUGAUGCAAAUAAAUUUCUUUUUGGUUGGGCAUUUCAACCAGGUCGACCAGAACGAAAUCUUACUGUUUCACAAUAUUAUGUUUCAUAUAAAGAAUAUCCAAAAGAAUUAUAUCCACGUUAUUGUUCUGGUUUUGGUUAUCUAAUGAAUUCUAAAACAAGAGAUGUACUUACAAUAGAAGGUUUUAAAAUUAAAGAUCCAUUUCGUCUUCCUGAUAUAUUUAUAACUGGCAUAUUACCUGAAAAUCUUAAUUUUCAAUGUGAAAUACUUCCAUUUACUUUUCAUCAAGGUACAAUUGAUGAAUGUAUAAGAUUAAUUCGAAAGAGUACUACAAUAAAUCCAUUACCACCUAAUCCACCAGUUAUUAUAUGUUCAACUGGUCGUCAUAUAGGACAAAAUUCAUUUUCUGAUUAUCAUAGAAUGUGGACAACUCUUAAACAUAUCUAUGCUGAUAAAUUACAUACAGUAAAUAAUUAA